AGGAGGGGCGAGUCGGGACUGUGCGGCGGAGAUCGGCGCAAAGGCAGCCGCCCGGUAUAAAGCAGCCAACUGCCUUGAUUGUGCCCGGAAGAACAUCCCCACCCUCCCACCUUCUCUCUGCUAAAGUGACCCGAGUCGUCCCUACAACUUGCCAAUCCUACUUCGCGAGUUACUCGUUCGGCUGCAGCUGGCGAGUUCAGUCCAGCAUCCGCUCCGGAAGACCGCCUAGCCGCUCGGUCUUUCCGUCCCGCAGCCCGACCCGGCCGAGCUCCUCACCCCGGUGCAACGCCCGAACCUGCGAUGUGCUGCUGAGGACCUGCGCCUUCCUGUCCUCACCGCCGACCGGGCUUUCCGGCUUCCAUUCGUGCUGUGGGCGCGUCCCGUCUGAGAGCCCGACCGCAACGAGAUCGGCUGUCAUUCGCGUCUCCUGCCAGCCUGGACCACAUUCCUUUGGCAGCAGGAAGUGUAGGCCCUGCCGAAUUGACGGGAGAUACGGCGCGCAGAGCCAUGACUGAACAGCAAGGGGCCCCGGCGCUGGGGGACUGGGAGAUCGAUGUGGAGACCCUGGAGCUAGAAGAGGGCGAGAAGGAGCCGCCGCCGCCCCCGCCGUCCUCGCAGCAGUUGCCGCAGCACAACGGACCCAGACCCCCACAACCGGGCGGGCCCCGGGAGGAGGAAGAGGAGGAAGAGGACAAGGAGGAGGAGGAGGAGGAAGACGAGGAGGAAGGGGCGGAAGGAGAGGAAGAGGGGGCAAUCCCGGGCCCGUCCCAGAAGUCGCUUGGCCAGCAGCAGCCGCCCCCCGCGCCGCCGCCGGAGCAGGAGCAGGAACAGGAGCGGCAGCCACCUGCGGGGCAGACGGAAAGAGGCGGCGGCGGCGAGCAGCGGAAGCUGAGCCGCACCCCCAAGUGCGCCCGCUGCCGCAACCACGGCGUGGUCUCCUGCCUCAAGGGCCACAAGCGCUUCUGCCGCUGGCGCGAUUGCCAGUGCGCCAAUUGUCUGCUGGUGGUGGAGAGGCAGCGGGUCAUGGCCGCCCAGGUGGCGCUCCGGAGGCAGCAGGCCACCGAGGACAAGAAGGGGCUCUCAGGGAAACAGAAUCACUUUGAGCGCAAAGCUGUCUACCAAAGACAAGUCAGGGCGCCCAGUCUGCUGGCCAAAAGCAUUUUGGAAGGCUAUCGCCCCAUUCCAGCAGACCCUUACUUAGGAGGGAAUUCCCCCUUGCCACCCCCUGUAAGUGACAGGAUGAGAAAAAGGCGGGCCUUUGCUGAUAAAGAGCUGGAGAACAUUAUGCUAGAGAGAGAAUAUAAGGAGAGGGAGAUGAUGGAAGCUACCCAAGCUGCCUUAUUCCUGCCUAACCGCAUGGUGCACGGAGCUGAAUAUAACACCUAUAAAACUGCCUUUAACCCAUCUCAAAUGGAAACUCCCAGCAAGGACUUUUGUAAUUUUUUGCCCACCUGCCUUGAUUUAACCAUGCAGUACUCAGGAUCUGGGAAUAUGGAGCUGAUUUCUUCCAAUGUCAGUGUGGCCACUACCUACAGACAAUAUCCUUUGUCUUCCCGGUUCUUGGUCUGGCCCAAGUGUGGCCCCAUCAGUGAUGCUCUUCUCUACCAGCAGUGCCUGCUAAAUGCCACCUCCUCAGUCCAACCUCUGAAACCUGGGACCAGCUGGGACUCUAAAGUCUCUCAAGUCCAGGAUGGACAAAACCCAGAGCAUGACAUGAUACCGCCCAAAAUCGAAAACUCGCUCUUGCCUCCUCAUGCUCGAGAGGCCCAACCGCCACGAAAUGAAAUUCAGUGUGCCCUUCAGGAGGCCCGUGAAAGAUCAGCUUUCUCUCCUCCCAAACGGAAUUUCUCACAGAUCUCUGAUAAGGACUCCCAGUCUCCUCAAGAGCAAGUCUUAAGCAAGAUCAGCAAAGAAAGCACCAAGCACCCUCUGCCACUCAAGUAUAAUCCAUUCCACUCAUUAUUUCAGCAAACACUUAAUGACAAAUCAGGACCUGAGUUUAAAAUACCAUUUGUCACAGAAUCUUUGGAAGAGGCAUCUAAGAAACACAGAGAAUGUUCAGUCAAAGAGAACCAGAAGUACAAAUUUACAAUAGACAGAUAUGCGAAAGACUUUUUUGCAGUCAAACAAGUUGGAACAAAACUUUCAACAAAUGAACCUCUGUCAUUUUCUGUUGAAUCAAUUCUUAAGCGGCCUUCUUCUGCUGUCACUCAUGUCUCUCAGUGAACUGCCACUUAAAUGGAAUGUUUAAACUCUGACAAUUUACAGAAUUCUUGUCAUCUGAUUUUUUUAAUUAAAAUUGUUUUGUACAGGG
Molecule: messenger RNA, 2314 nt
Organism: Tachyglossus aculeatus (Australian echidna)
Lineage: Eukaryota; Metazoa; Chordata; Mammalia; Monotremata; Tachyglossidae
Gene: DMRT2
Product: doublesex and mab-3 related transcription factor 2
Exons: 4
Coding region: 508-2226 (572 amino acids)
Biological process (GO): sex differentiation; regulation of transcription by RNA polymerase II
Cellular component (GO): nucleus
Molecular function (GO): RNA polymerase II cis-regulatory region sequence-specific DNA binding; DNA-binding transcription factor activity, RNA polymerase II-specific
Source: RefSeq, a predicted model, not a curated record